UACGUCACUUCAUUUUACCACACUGCGUUUACAAUGUGGCUAUCUGGAAGUUUAGACCUGUAGUUCAGACAUAUGGAGAGCCGGACAGACCGUUCUCAUGUUCGCGGCCCAUGGGGCCAGACGGUGCUAACCACUGCUCCACCGGAGCAGGGGGAUAGAAACGGAGCCGUCAGCCUCUCUGUCGGCCCCCUCCAGCUCUGACAGGCUGCUUCUCCCCCUGCUGCAGGCUCCCAGCAGGGCGGGCGGGCGUCUUCGUCCUGAAGAUGACCUUCCCCCUGUAGCUGUCUGCUCUGCUGCCCGUCCCGGUGGUGCUUUCAUGGCGUGCCCGGUCCAGUUCCUCUGUCGGGGACUUCGCACGGUCGGACUGGUCCUUCUGUACUACGUCUUCUCGAUAGGCAUCACAUUUUACAACAAAUGGCUCAUGAAGGGUUUCCAUUACCCCCUCUUCAUGACCUUGGUCCACGUGGUCAUGAUCUUCAGCCUGUCGGCGGUGACGCGCUGGCUCCUGCAGUGCUGGACGGGGAAGCCUCGCGUCGUCCUCAGCUGGACGCUCUACUUCAGGAAGGUGGCCCCGACCGCCUUGGCCACCGCUCUGGAUAUUGGACUUUCCAACUGGAGCCUGCUCUUCAUCACGAUCAGCCUGUACACCAUGACCAAGUCCACAGCAGUGCUGUUCAUCCUCUUCUUCUCUCUGCUCUUUAAACUGGAGGAGCCGAACCCCUUCCUGAUCCUGGUGGUCCCGCUGAUCUCCGGCGGCCUCUUCAUGUUCACCUUCGAGUCGACGCAGUUCAACCUGGAGGGCUUCGUCAUGGUGCUGGUGGCCUCCUUCAUCGGGGGGAUCCGCUGGACCCUCACGCAGGUCCUCAUGCAGAAGGCGGAGCUGGGCCUCCACAACCCCAUCGACGCCAUGUACCACCUGCAGCCCCUCAUGUUCCUGGGCCUGCUGCCUCUCUUCCUGUUCAACGAGGGCCUGAGCCUCAGCACCUCGGAGAAGCUGUUCCGGGUCUCGGAGCUGGCUCCUCUCCUCUACUCGCUCUCCGUUCUGAGCGUCGGGGGGAUUCUGGCCUUCGGUCUGGGCUUCUCAGAGUUCCUGCUGGUCUCCCGGACCUCCAGCCUCACCUUAUCCAUAUCGGGGAUCUUUAAGGAGAUUUGCACCCUGCUCCUGGCUGCCUGGCUCAUGGGAGACAAGAUGAGCGCCCUGAACUGGCUGGGCUUCGUGGUCUGUCUGAGCGGGAUUUCACUGCACGUGGGACUCAAGGCGUACUACUCCAAAAACAAAGCUCCGUCUUUACGGCCGCUGAGCAGUAAGAGCCCCGAGCUGGAGCUGCCUCUGCUGCGGCACGGCGCCGAGAGAGGCGAGGACUCGGCCGCCGACGAAGAGGAGGAGCAGGAGAUCGUCCUGCACUGACGGGCCGGGACCGGGCCGGGACCAGGCCGGACCGGGACUCUCCACUGCAGCACAAGCUGCUGGAUUCAGGGAGGACUGGGUCUGCCUUCAGGAAGCUUCCAGAUGUAGCAGGAACAUGUGAGGCUCAACACGUUCCAGCGUUAAGAAGCACACACACACACACACACACACACACACACACACACACACACACACACACACACACACACACACACACACACACAC
This is a messenger RNA of Salarias fasciatus (jewelled blenny), 1633 nucleotides long. It is a transcript of the gene slc35h1, whose product is annotated as solute carrier family 35 member H1. The record is from RefSeq and is a predicted model, not a curated record. The transcript is spliced from 10 exons. Bases 317 to 1408 code for a protein of 363 amino acids. NCBI's taxonomy places the organism in Eukaryota, Metazoa, Chordata, Actinopteri, Blenniiformes, Blenniidae.